Effrenium voratum is the source of this 2640-nucleotide messenger RNA. The record is from the annotation of a GenBank genome assembly. NCBI's taxonomy places the organism in Eukaryota, Dinophyceae, Suessiales, Symbiodiniaceae.
AUGGCAAUUAUAGAUUCGGAGGCUGCAUUUCGCUCCCGAGCUUUGCAGCUGGGGCUCACGGAGGCUCACUUGGAUGCGCUCAAGGCUGAUGGGAUUGAUUCUUUUUCAAAGUAUGCUUUCUGCACGACGUAUAAUCCUCAGCAACCGGACGACAAGGUGCUCUUCGAUUAUCUCGAGCAGAAGCUCGGGGAGCGACCCGUUGGCGGUGUGGCAGCAUGUUAUAGGCGACUCAUGUUUGAAGCUCACGCCUUAGCGCUCGCUGAGCUGAAGUCUAAAGUCGAACAGACCUCUGAGUCGGACGCGAAAUCUAUUCCAGCAGCUGAACGUUUGGCCCGUUUGGACGAGCAGAAAAAGCGCCUUUCGGGGAUCCUGUGGUCCGAUGAGGUUGAACCCUCGCACUGGCUCGUGGACCAGACGGUUCAUCAGAUGGAGAAUCAGAUUGUGAAGUACAUUCACCCCAAUAAGUGUUCCUCCAGGCGGCACGAAGCGGGGGCGCAGAAGACCGAGCAGACUUUCGUGUUGGACUCAUCUGGGAACUUGAAGAGCUCUCGUAAAGCGUACGAACCAUCCUGCCCGGUCACAGAUGCCCUGCGCCUCAAAGAGGCCCUGGGGCGACGAUCCAUAGCUUACGAUCAGUCUGGUGCCUUUUCCUACCUUGUUCUGGAGAAAUGGACGCAGACCCUUUUGGAAGCUAUUCAGAGGGAGCCGCCACCUGGCUAUCGGCAUGUCACUUUUCAACAGGCCUUUGAAACGGACAGAUUUUUGUGGUCGAAGGUCAGCGAGGAGACACGUGCAAAGCUCUCCCCGACUGCGAACCCGAACGCGGGCAGCGGGGAUAGCGUGUUUCAGCGCUGGAUGGAUCAGCCAGAGGUGAUCAUGCGCCUUAUGCCAUUGCCUGCAGGUGUCAGUUCCCGUGGCGAGGCCUCAGAAGGGCCAUCAGCAAAGCGCCAGAAGGGAAGUGGCAAGUGGUCCUCUUCCCCAGCAUCCGGGAAAUCAGACGGAAAAAGCAAGUCCAAGGAAGCAAAGAAUCUGAUCCACCCCAUGGACAGACCGCAUGGGGAUAUUCCUGAUGUCUUGAAGAGGUCCGUCUUUGAUCGCCUCACUAAGAGUAACUUUGUGGUCCUCAAAGAGCGGCUAAAGUACAUCUUGCACGUGAGGGAAACCUUGAGGUCUCUCGAGAAGGAUGAGAGGGACUCACAUGCCAGCUUGGGCCCAAGGAUGCAGGAGGUGGUCAAGGGCAAAAAUUUACUUCUUUGGAAAGCCCUGCUGGAGGAAGCCGGUUAUGACGAUUCGGGGGUUUACAAUUUCAUGUUUGAGGGAGUCAAUUUGGUUGGCGCCCACGAACGCACUGAUAUCUAUCCUCCCAAGCUCGUGCCUGCAACCGACACUGCAGAUGCCUUGAGGUGGUCGGCCAAGUGGCGCAGGAAGGCAGUGCUGGGCAAAAAGCCCAUCAAUUCUGACCCAGCAGAGAAGCAGUCUCUGUGGGACGCCACAAUGGAAGAAGUGCAGCAGGGAUUCCUUCAAGGGCCCUAUCAUUCUGAGGAUCUGGUGUCAGCAGCCGUAGGUUGCGAAGACUGGGUUGUCAGCCGGCGCUUUGCAGUUUUCCAGGGUGCGGAGAGCAAGUGUCGGACCAUAGAUGAUUUCAAGGAAAGCGGCAUCAACAGUUGCUUCACCGUUCAAUCUCACCUGACCCUGCAGGAUUUGGACGUGGUGGCAACAAUGGUUCGUAGAGUCGGGGAGUGUCUCUGCGCUGGUCAGGUGUGCUUCGAGCUCACGGAUGGCACAAUCUUGGAGGGGCGUGUUCACCCCGACUGGCACAAUGCUGAGGUGCUAGGUAGGGGCGUGGAUUUAUCCAAGGCAUAUAAGCAGGUUCCGGUCCAUCCUUCAUCGCUACCCUUCACGGUUCUGGCAGUGGAGGAUCCAACCACAGGCCGAGUUGAGAAGCUCAUCAGCAGCUUGGACCGCAUCCGCGAUCAAGGGACUCUUGACAAACAUGAAGCUGCUUCCUUGCAUGGUGCCUUGAAUUUUGCCACCGGAUUCUUUCUUGGUAAGCAGCUGCGUCAUGUAGCCAGAUUCAUGCUCCAGUUUUCGGCCACGUCCACCCAGAAGGGCGUCACGGACUUGUGUUCCUAUCUUGCCUCCUUGCUGCAGCAAUCCAAGCCUCGAUCGGUGUAUUGCAGUCCGCCCGAACCUCCCUGCUUAGUGUUCUCAGAUGCGGCCUGGGAAAAUGAACAAGCAGGAGCGGGCGGGCUCUUCUACGACCCUCGAACGCGUGAGUGCGAGGUUUUCCAGUGCACUGUUCCGAAAUCAUGCAUCAGCCAGUGGUUAGGCGAGGUCGGAUCCCAAAUCAUCAGUCAGUUGGAGCUUUUCACCGCGUUAAUGGCCCGCUGCCACUACCGUGACCGUUUGAUUGGCAGACGCGCCCUCUUUUUCGUGGACAACGAAGCCGCGCGCUUCGGGCUGAUAAAAGCCAGCAGUCCGUCGGUCACAAUGCUUCACUUGAUCAGCUUAUUUCACGAGGAAGACCUUGAUAGCCACAGCUACUGGUGGGUCGAACGGGUCCAGUCCGAUGCCAACCCGGCUGAUGCUCCAUCCCGGGGCAUCGUGGCCGAUUCUCUCAGCAGGUUUGGGGCCUCCCAG